Molecule: messenger RNA, 7017 nt
Organism: Platichthys flesus (European flounder)
Lineage: Eukaryota; Metazoa; Chordata; Actinopteri; Pleuronectiformes; Pleuronectidae
Gene: cachd1
Product: cache domain containing 1
Exons: 27
Coding region: 317-4243 (1308 amino acids)
Cellular component (GO): voltage-gated calcium channel complex
Molecular function (GO): voltage-gated calcium channel activity
Source: RefSeq, a predicted model, not a curated record
CACACACACACUGUUUGCCAGACUUCCAGGAGUUGCGGCCGCGGAUCGAAAGACGGAGCACGGACAACGACUCACGCCAGAAACCCCCCCUAACAACAUAUCCUCGGUUUUACGCAUGGAUCUGUUCUCGUCUCCGGAGGGAUUUCUACGAGGUGCGAUGGUUUGCGCGGCUGGGAAUCUCGGAGUCUCGCACGGGAGCGACGGAGCCCACGUCCCCUCCGCUGCAAAGUUGUAAAGAAAGUAGUUUCUCAGCUCCUUUGGGAAAGUUUGUCCUCUUCCUUCCGCCACCAGACGUUUCUCCGGUCCCCGGUGCAUCAUGGCGCGGCGGACAGCGGAGGGACCCGUGGCUCCGACGCCGAGCGGGCGCGCUGCUUUCCGGGAUAAGCACCGUGGGUUUCGCGGGGGCUCGCAGGCGCUUUCGUGGGGCUUCGUGUUACUGUGCUCGGCGGCGCUUUCUUGUGGAUACUGCGGAGCCGACACGGAGUUUUCCAUCCUGGAGGAAGCGCAAGUUCUGGCGGAUCAGAUGAAGAAGCUCUCCUCGCAGGAGCUGGGAGUCUUCACGAUGCAGAGGAUCUUCAGCUCGUUCACGUACACGGAGAAGACAUCAAACGGAGAGACAGAAGUGCAGCAGUUGGCCAAGAAGAUUCGGGAGAAGUUUAACCGCUACCUGGAUGUGGUGAACAGGAACAAACAGGUGGUGGAGGCGUCGUACACCGCCCACCUCACGUCCCCGCUCACUGCGAUACAGGACUGCUGCUCCAUACCAGCAUCCAUGAUGGACUUCGAUGGAAACUUCAACACCAACGUCUCCAAGACCAUCUGCUGCGAUAGACUGUCCCCCACCGUCAACAGCCGGGCGUUCAACCCAGGACGGGACCUCAACUCAGUGUUGGCAGACAACCUGAAGUCCAACCCGGGGAUAAAGUGGCAGUACUUCAGCUCGGAGGAGGGCAUCUUCACCGUCUUCCCCGCCCACAAGUUCCACUGCAAAGGAAACUUCGAGCACCGCAGCAGGCCUGUGUACGUGUCAGCCGUGCGUCCCCAGUCUAAGCACAUCGUGGUGAUGGUCGACCACGGGGCGUCCGUCACUGAGACGCAGCUUCAGAUCGCCAGGGACUCGGCGCUCGUCAUCCUAAACUCCAUCGACGAGCACGACAAGAUCUCCAUUCUCUCAGUGGCGGAGCUGGUUCGUGCCUGUGCUCUGGACCAGUGCUAUAAGAGUCUGCUGUCGCCGGCCACCAGCGAGACCAAGAGGAAGAUGAGCACCUUCAUCUCCAACAUCAAGGCCUCGGACGCGGCCACGCACCACGCCGGGGGCUUCCAGAAGGCUUUUCAGCUGCUGAGAAACACCAGCAGCCUCAGCAGGCAGAGCCCCACGACUGACAUGGUGAUCAUCUACCUGUCGUCCGGUAUCACGACCCGGGAGUCGUCGGAGCAGGAGAAGAGAGCGACGCUCAGCGUGGUCAGAGAGGAGAACCGGCACCUCAACAACUCGGUCAUGAUCCUCACCUACGCUCUCAUGAACGAGGGAGUAACAGGCCUGAAGGAGCUGGCCUUCAUGAGGGACCUUGCCGAGCAGAAUUCGGUGAAGUACGGCGUGGACAGAGACCGGGGCCGCUCCUCGUCGUCUUCGUCUGGGUCGUCGGGAGCUUCGAUGAUACCGGUGGUGAAGGGGAGCAUGAUGGUUCUCAACCAGCUGAGCAACCUGGAGACGACAGUGGGACGCUUCUACAUCAACCUCCCCAACCGUAUGAUCGACCUGGCCGGCUUCAGCCUGCCCUACACCGACCCCAUGGGAGACGGAUUUAUCAUGACCGUGAGCCGGCCGUGCUACUUUGGGAACCUGCUGCUCGGCGUGGUCGGGGUGGAUGUGAACCUGGCCUACAUCUUGGAGGAUGUCACCUACUACCAAGACUCGCUGGCUUCAUACACCUUCCUCAUCGACAACAAAGGCUACACCCUGAUGCACCCGUCCCUGACGCGGCCCUACCUCAUGACCGAGCCUCCCCUGCACACAGACAUCACCCACUACGAGAACAUCCCCAGGUUCCACCUGGUCCGGCAGAACAUCCUCAACCUCCCUCUGGGGAGUCAGGUCAUCGCCGUGCCGGUGAACUCGUCCCUGUCGUGGCACACCAACCGACUCCGGGACAACAGCAAGGACGCGUACAAUGUCAGCUACGCCUGGAAACUGGUCCAGGACACGUCAUUCAUCCUGUGCAUCGUGUACGUGCAGCCUGAGAUCCCGGUGAAGCACCUGAAGAACCUGAACACGUCUCCCAGCUCGAAGCUGCUCUACCACCGCUUGGACCUGCUGGGUCAGCCCAGCUCCUGCCUGCACUUCAAACAGCUCGCCACUGUCGAAUCCCCCACGGUGAUGUUGGCAGCCGGCAGCUUCUCCUCCCCCUACGAGCACCUCAGUCAGCCAGAAACCAAGCGCAUGGUGGAGCACUACACCGCCUACCUGAGCGAUAACACCAGGCUCAUCGCCAACCCAGGCCUCAAGUCCUCCGUCAGGAACGAGGUUAUGGCGACCAGUCACGUCACGGAUGAGUGGAUGACACUAAUGGAAAUGAGUAGCCUCAACUGCUACAUUGUGCGCCGUUACAUAGCAACCCCCAGUGGGGUGCUCCGGAUUUACCCGGGAUCACUGAUGGACAAAGCCUUCGACCCGACCCGCAGACAAUGGUACCAGCAUGCCGUGGCCAACCCUGGCCUCAUCACCUUCACGGGGCCGUACCUGGACGUGGGCGGGGCCGGAUACGUGGUCACGAUCAGCCACACCCUCCACGCGUCGAGCACUCAGACGGCCCCUGGUUACGCGAUAGCCGUGAUGGGCAUCGACUUCACGCUGCGCUACUUCUACAAAGUGUUGCUCGACCUGCUGCCCGUCUGCAACCAGGACAAGGGCAACAAGAUCAGGUGCUUCAUAAUGGAGGACAGAGGGUACCUGGUGGCACACCCCACUCUCAUUGACCCCAAAGGUCAUGCCCCUGCAGAGCAGCAGCACAUCACGCACAAGGAGCCGCUGGUUGCGAACGACAUCCUCAACCAUCCCAACUUUGUGAAGAAGAAUCUUUGCAACAGCUUCAGCGACCGCACCGUGCAGCGCUUCUACAAGUUCAACACCAGCAUCGUGGGGGACCUCACCAACCUGGUCCAUGGAAGCCAUUGCUCAAAGUACCGUCUGACCCGGAUCCCGGGCACCAACGCCUUCGCCGGCAUCGUGAACGAGACGUGUGACUCCCUGGCGUUCUGCGCCUGCAGCACCGUGGACCGACUCUGCCUCAACUGCCACAGAAUGGAGCAGAAUGAGUGCGAGUGUCCAUGUGAGUGCCCCCUAGAGGUCAACGAGUGCACAGGCAACCUCACCAAUGCUGAGAACAGGAACCCGAGCUGCGAGGUGCACCAGGAGCCGGUCAGCCUGAAUGUGAUUGAUCCCAGUCUGCAUGACACCCUGCCCCAGUGCAUCAACACCCGCUGCAGCCAGAGAUACACCAGCAGCGACUGUUUUGGCGUGCUGGACUGUGAGUGGUGCAUGGUGGAGAGCGAUGGUAAGACCCACCUGGACAAGCCGUACUGCGCCCUGCAGAAGGAAUGCUUCGGGGGCAUCGUCGGCGCCAAGAGUCCCUACGCGGACGGCCUGGGAGUCCUGGAUGAAGAGGUGGCGUCGCUGAACAUGAUCAAGAGCGCCCCCGUGGGUCCGGUCGCUGGGGGCAUUAUGGGAUGCAUCAUGGUGCUGGUGCUGGCUGUGUAUGCGUACAGACACCAGAUCCACCGGCGCCGUCACCAGCACAUGUCACCACUGGCUGCACAGGAAAUGUCAGUGAGGAUGUCGAACCUGGACAAUGAACGAGACGAGAGAGACGAGGACAGCCACGAGGACAGAGGCAUCAUCAGCAACACGAGAUUCAUAGCUGCGGUGAUCGAGAGACACACGCACACCCCCGAGCGGAGGCGACGGUACUGGGGACGAUCCGGGACGGAGAGCGACCACGGCUACAGCACCAUGAGUCCACAGGAGGACAGCGAGAAUCCGCCCGGGAACAACGACCCGCUCUCGGCCGGCGUGGACGUGGGGAACCACGAUGACGACAUGGACCUGGACACGCCGCCCCAGACGGCAGCGCUGCUCAGCCACAAGUUCCACCCGUACCGGCACACGCACACGCACCACCACCCGCUGCACACGCACCACCUGCAGGCCGCGGUCACCGUGCACAGUGUGGACGCGGAGUGCUGAUCCUUGACGUGGCGUUGCCCCUCCGGCCUGGGAUCUUAUAUUUGUUAUUAAUGACUAUUUUAAAAAACGGAAAACAUUUGUGCUCGAUUAGACUGUUGGGUACGGACAGGACGGGCGGAGGGAGAGAGAGGCCACAGCUGGACUCGAACCCAUCAUGCCACUGAGCUGCGGACACUUCCUCCUCAGCUCCUUAUGGCUACUAGCCUCAUGGUGUCAUUGUGCCAACACCUCAUCCCUUUUUCCACUGAUCCCAGUCUAACAUCUGGGAAAUCAACACGGUUUCACUGACACCGACCAGACCUGGGCCAGUAGAAAUAACUAAAUGGGAGUUUUUCUUUGUUUUCUAAAGAAAGUUGGCCUUCAGGACUCGGUACGUGUGCAGCUUUGGGAGCCAGCGCUGCCCGAGCUCAUUCAUUUUGACCCUCAACGAGGAGAGGACACAAGUUUCACCUAAAACCCUCGACAAAGGACAAACUUCUUUAUUUUCCUCCAGAAGGCCGCAGCAAACACUAUUGGAUCAAUGGACAAUCAAAUUAAACCGAGAGCCCGAUGUUGCCCCGGGGCUCCAUCCCAUAAUUACGGAUUAUACCACAGCUUUACUCUCCGUGGUUCUGAAGAUAUGGACACUUCUCAAGUAUUUGCCUUUUGUUGUCAAAGCAGAAGCUGCUGGUUCUUUUAUAAAGCGGAUUGAAAAGCUAUCUGAACUUUUUCAUGAAUGUCUGUGAACAAGUAGCCAAAACAUUCAGUGGUUCGGGCAGACACAGAAGAGAAAUCACUUCAAAAGAGGAAAAUGUUAUUUUUCUACUAUUUAUUAAAAGAGGUAGAUUUUCAGGACAGACGAGCUCGAAGCUGCCGCUAACACAAAGAGUGACAUGUUCUUCUCAUAACCAGUGCAUCCUUUAGAGCUCACUAUUUUUUAAAUAUUUCUCAUACAACAGACCAUGUGACAACUGGAUUUAUUUUUUACAUUUUGUUUUUUAUUUUUCAUACCAUUGAGUGAUAUUGGUUCAUGAGCAGCAGCUUUUCUACAUUUUCCUUCCCUCUUUCUUUUCCUUCUCCGUUUCCCACAAGUAUCCCCUCCACUGAAUUAUCCUGUUAACUCUAAAGUCCUGGGAAAAGCCUCCUCUUUACGCGAGAGACACACCCCAGAGAUCGGAGUCAUAAUCAAAUGGAAGUGUGGGAGCUUUUCGUGGGGCACAUGGGCCGUGAGGUAAAAUCCACUGUGCCGGACACAUCGUCAGGAGUAUCCGUGCUCGCUGGACUUCUCAAGCCUCCUGGAUGUGUGCGGGGGGGGGGGGGGGUGACAACAGCAAAACAUUCCUGGCGUUCGUCACUGCUGGGGAUUUAGUGGUUGAGGAUAAUUGGGGGACAACCGCAGGGGUCCUGAGAGAUUCACAGAGAAUCGAGUGCUGGCCCCUCUGAUCGCCUGGGUAGAAACAACCCAGCGCGGAAUGCUGUCUCUUUCUUGUUCCACCUUAUUUGUGCGCUGGAUUUUUGUGUAAAUCAAGUUUAAUUUUCUAAUGAUGUGUGAGAUGGAGUCUCCUUCCUGUCAGAGAGAAGAACGAGGGAGAGAUGCUGCUGCUGUUGUUCAGAGGUUACACCCAUCUGUCGACUCCUCUGUGGUUAACCACUCAAAAUGUCUUUUCUACACCUCUCUGGUUUUACUGGCGUGUAUGUAUGUAUGUGUGUGUUUGUGCCCGUGUGUGUUUGUGCCCGUGUGUGUGUGUGUGUGUGUGCGUGCGAGUGUGUGGAAAGAAUGGCUACCCGUCUGGGACAUUUUCUUGGAUUAUUGUAUUUUUCUCAAGAUAAUAACAGAGAAUUAUAGGUGAAAUUAUUAUAAUUGAGAAAAUCCACCCUCUUUUAUUCUGAUGAAGAGUCACUCAACCCGAUCGGUGCUUCACGGCCCGGCGUGGUGCCACAAUGUCUGUUGUUCUUCAGAGAUUCAUUAUGAAGUGUAAAUACAGAAUCACAAAUAGCUAUUAAUGUCCUGUACACAUUAUGUUUGUAAGCUUCAGAUAUUCGGGUUGACAUUUUUUUGAUUUGUCUGUUCACGGUGUCUCACUAUAUUUUCCGAUGCCUUGGAUGUUUUUAUUUUAUUUUUAGAUUAAUUUUUUCUCUAGGUCCAUAUUGGAUGGAAGUCAGUGCUUGGAAAAAAUUAAUACACACUUUUUAUGUUUGAGAGACGUCUAGUUUAAAAGAAAAGAAAAAGUUUUAUCUUGUGUCUUGAAAAUGUUUAAAGAAAGUUAAUUUAGAAUCAUGAAAAUAACGGUACAUCUCUUUUUCGCUGCGCAAAGUCCGAAAAACAAACGACCUGUGGAUUCAGGGUCCGUGUUUCUGUGAGCUCCCGAAAACUGGUAAGAAUAUUUCCCUAAACGUGCAGCUAAAAAAAAACACUGCUUUCUAAUCUGACACCACUAAUAGAGCAGAGAUUUAAAACACACUUUUUGGUAUUGCUUUCAAAAUCGUACUCCUACUAUAUGUAGUGAGUCAAAUAGUCAGAUGUGGGUGAAUGUCGGGUUCAAUUUCUUUUCCUCCAAAAUGGUUUGAUGUCACAGGCAUUUUUUUUUUCUCUGGAGAUCUUUUAAACAGUAUUUACCAGCCAUUUGUAAAUGAGUGUGUGUGUUUCUAUACGAGAACACUCUGAAUUGCAUUAAUUAAUGUACUGAAGGAAUAUUUGUACAUCGACCCCCCCCCCCUCCCUCAUGUAUCAUAUAAAGUUAUCAAAUUGAGAUUUAUUGCAAUGUGAAUGUGAUAAAGUCCAUUUUACACUUAAA